AUGUAUGUUCGUGGCGGGAAUGUAGAUGAGAACCUGAUCCUGCUGGAUGAGGCCACCAUCUAUAACGCUGGUCACCUGCUGGGUUUCUUUUCGGUAUUCAAUGCAGCUGCCUUAAAAGAUGUACAGCUUUACAAAUCCGGUUUCCCUUCCCAAUAUGGUGGCCGCCUGUCCAGCAUUCUGGAUGUAAGAAUGAAGGAAGGUAAUAAGCAGGAAUAUCAUGCAGAAGGCAGUCUGGGAUUGAUCUCCAGCAACCUCACGCUCGAAGGUCCCCUCCUGAAAAACAAAGCUUCUUUUAUCGUUAGCGGGCGGCGUACUUAUCUGGAUGUGGUAAGCGGCAAUAAUAUCCCUUACCAUUUCUAUGACCUGAAUGGCAAGGCUAACUACAUCAUCAACGAUCAGAACCGUAUCUACCUGAGCGGCUAUAAGGGAGAUGAUGUACUAUCCACCCGAAAAAGUAGCGACCUCGACAUGAAGAGUGCGCUUAACCUGGGUAACAGCGCGGCUUCUCUGAGGUGGAAUCAUAUUUUCAAAGAUCCCCGUCUCUUCUCCAACCUGAGCCUGAUCUACACUAAGUUCAGGUAUAAUGUAACAGGAGAGUUCGACAAUAACAGCCUGCUGAUCGCAUCGGCUAUCCGGGACAUCGGCGCCAAGGCAGACUUUAGUUUUAAAGCCAACAACCAGCAUAAUAUGCAUUUUGGCGGGGCAGUAACCAAUCAUGCCUUCCGGCCCAAUAUCGUCAACACAUCGGGUAUGGUUUCCGAAGCACUUAAAUCCAAGCCGGGAGCAAGGAUUCAGAACUAUGAAUUUGCCCUUUAUGCAAAUGACGACUGGAAAGUGUCCGAAAAAUGGCAGCUGAAUUAUGGGCUACGCUACAGUGGCACCCUACUGAAAAGUGGUAAAAUAUACAGCAAUCCCGAGCCGCGGCUGGCCGUCCGUUAUCUUAUCAACGAGCGCAACUCCAUUAAAGCAUCUUAUGCACGGAUGGGCCAAUACAUGCACCUUGUUGCCAGCUCAUCAGUAGCAUUACCUACCGAUCUGUGGUACCCCGUGACCAACAAUAUAAAGCCAGGCAUAUCCGACCAGGUAAGUGCCGGCUACUACUAUACCAUCCCGAAAUUCAAUGUAUCGCUGAGUGUGGAAGGAUACUAUAAGAUGAUGCAAAAUCAGAUCGAAUACCGCGAAGGUGCCGUACUGCUAUUGAAUGAUAACUAUGAACAGGAAUUGGUUACCGGCAAAGGAAGGUCGUAUGGAGUGGAAUUUUUUGCCACCAAAACAUCCGGGCGUUUCAGCGGCUGGGUAGGUUAUUCGCUCUCUUAUGCGUUGAGGAAAUUUGAUGCGCUAAAUGAAGGCCCAAUUCAGCCAGCAUACCGCCAACAACGCCGUUAUUAUAAUCAAUACUUUCUUUACCGGUCAGGAUCAGGUCAUAACCGCCUUCUUUUGCAAAAGCAGCAAUCUCUGAAGCCACUACAUAAGGGUCAUGGCUGUCCACAUCUAUACGGAAAGCCUCGUCGCCGCCAAGCGCCAAUGCCUUACGGAUAA
Messenger RNA from Ostertagia ostertagi, 1539 nucleotides. NCBI's taxonomy places the organism in Eukaryota, Metazoa, Nematoda, Chromadorea, Rhabditida, Trichostrongylidae. The record is from the annotation of a GenBank genome assembly.